This is a messenger RNA of Penicilliopsis zonata CBS 506.65, 1446 nucleotides long. RefSeq lists its product as hypothetical. The transcript has a single exon. Bases 1 to 1446 code for a protein of 481 amino acids. Gene Ontology annotation, biological process: transmembrane transport. Lineage: Eukaryota; Fungi; Ascomycota; Eurotiomycetes; Eurotiales; Aspergillaceae. Gene Ontology annotation, molecular function: transmembrane transporter activity. The record is from RefSeq and is a predicted model, not a curated record.
AUGGGCGCCGCAGAGGCCACCGACGUGGAGAGUGAAUAUUCCUCGCUUGUCGACUUCGAGGGCCCCGACGACCCCAGCCAUCCGUUCAACUGGUCCUUGCCCCGGCGCGUCUGGACGACGGCCGUCGUCGCCGUGCUCAACCUCAUCGGCACGGCGGCCAGCAGCAUCUUCGAGACGGGCAAUGGCCAGUUCAUGAAGGAGUUCGGCAUCAGCCACGAGGUCGCCGUCCUGGGCACCUCCCUCUUCCUCGCCGGGUACAUCCUCGGCUUCCUCACCUUCGGCCCUCUCUCCGAGCGCUUCGGCCGCAAAUGGCCGCUGCUGUGCGGCCUGGCCGUCUCCUCGCUCUUCGACCUGAUGCCCGCCCUGGGCCACAGCCUGCCCGCCAUCCUGAUCGGCCGCUUCUUCGGCGGCCUGUUCGGCGUCGCGCCCGUCGCCGUCUUCGGCGGCGUCCUCAGCGACUGCUGGCCCACCGCCCAGCGCGGCAUCGCCAUGGCCCUGACCGUCUCGCUCGUCUUCUCGGGGCCGACCUGGGGCCCGGUCUUUGGCGGCUUCAUCAUGGGCUCCUCGGCGCUCGACUGGCGCUGGAACAUGUGGGUGGUCAUCAUCGCCGGCCUCAGCGCAACCGCCCUGUGUGUUGUUGUCUUCCCCGAAACCUAUCCUCCGGCUAUCCUCCGGCGUAAAGCCCGCCGCCUACGGAAGAAGACCGGCGACGAGAGCAUCCGCACCGCCUCGGACAAGGAAGGCCUCAGUCUCCAGGAGAUCACCCGCGUCUACCUGAUCCGCCCCUUCUGGCUGUUCACGACGCAGCCCAUCCUGGCGCUGCUGACGCUCUACCAGUCCUUUGUGUACGGCGUGCUCUUCCUCUUCUACCAGACGUACCCCGUCGCGUUUGGCACCAACCGCGGCUGGGCCACCAGUCUCGAGUACCUGCCCCUGCUGGCCAUCAUCGUGGGCAUCUUCGUGGCCGCCAUCGGCAUCGUCAUCCAUAACCAGCUCUACUUCCGCCACCACUGCCACACCCCGGACGGCGUCUUCAUCCCCGAGAGCCGGCUGCCCCCCAUGAUCGUCGGCGGCAUCCUGGUCCCCAUCGGCAUGUUCUGGUUCGCCUGGACGGCCACCCCGGCCGUCGCCUGGGCGAGUCCCAUCUGCGCCUCCGUCGUCAUCGGCGCCGGCAUGUACCUGCUCUUCAUCCAGGGCUUCAACUAUAUCGUCGACUGCUACACCACCAUGGCCAACUCCGCCAUGGGCGUCAACGGCUCCAUGCGCAGUAUCUUCGGCACCGUGUUUCCCCUCUUCGCCACCCAGAUGGUCCACGCUCUGGGCGUCGCUCGCACCACCACCAUCCUCGGCGCCCUCAGCGCCGCCUUGGUUCCCGUCCCCAUUUGUUUCUGGUACUGGGGGGACCGCAUCCGGGCCUGGUCCUCUGCCAAGGUGGCCACUUUUUGA